Messenger RNA from Phymastichus coffea, 898 nucleotides. RefSeq lists its product as uncharacterized. The record is from RefSeq and is a predicted model, not a curated record. Bases 265 to 669 code for a protein of 134 amino acids. Lineage: Eukaryota; Metazoa; Arthropoda; Insecta; Hymenoptera; Eulophidae. The transcript is spliced from 4 exons.
AUAACAUCUACUUUCUCUAGGAAAAGAAUAAUGUAGCCGUGCGCAAUAUUUAGCCAAGAUGGAUCUCCCGCUAAUAGUUCAUCAGUGGAAGGCGUUCGUUCUCCUAGAAAAGAUACGUUUGCAAAUAGCAAACGUAAAUGCUCUGAAACUGAUUCUGACACGUCAGAUUUGAGACAAUCGAAGACGAAGAAACCAAAAUAUAAAAGAAAGACGAAAGUUUGCUUAUAUGAUUCUGACGCUAAAUCAGAUACAGAAGGUGUAAAAAUGGAAAAAAUGUCACCAUGGACUUUGAAUAAAGUAAAUACAGAAACUCAAAAAAUGAAAAAGGCUAAGAUGAUCCAUCUACAUUUUGGUAUUUUGGUUCCAUAUAAACAUUGGGGGAAAACAUUGGACUCGAGCAUAACUUAUCAGUUUAUUCGAGAAUUGUGGCCGGACUUAUGGCCGGAAGAUGUCUUUAUUAACAAAGCUGUGCAAGUAGACAGAUCAAACAAGAAAGAUGGCAGAGUUCCAAUAACUCCAAAAAAGUUUGAGGCAUUCAAAAAAGGGUAUGGCCAAUUUCUGUUUCAUCAGAAGAUGAUCAAGCAAGAAUGUAAAACUACAAAAGAAGAAAAGGAGAGGGCAAGCCGUAUAAAUAAAUUCGGCAGGGAAUUGGGAGUUAUUAUCAGUUAAACGAGGUAAAAUCGUAAAGUAAGAGAACAAGCUAAUGUCGGAGGGGGGAAAUCUGAAGGUUCAGAAUGGGAAGCGGAGUAUGAUCGGUAGAUUUCAAGUUAUAUUUUUACUUUUAUUUAUUUAAGUUAUCUAUUUUUUCCAAAAAAAUAUCAUCUUUUAAGUUCACGUAAUCUACGUAAAUACGCUAAGUAACAAUUUUUUAAGUUUUUUCACGUUUAAAAAAAAAUAU